Messenger RNA from Aspergillus calidoustus, 873 nucleotides. The record is from the annotation of a GenBank genome assembly. Lineage: Eukaryota; Fungi; Ascomycota; Eurotiomycetes; Eurotiales; Aspergillaceae.
AUGGGUGAUGGUCCUUCCUUGGAGAUUUAUCCACUUGCGAGGGAUGAGGCCGAGUCUGCCCGCCUCAACGCGCAGCAUAAACUCCUCGUCGAUAUUGUCGGCGGGCCGAUUGAUAAAUCGAUUCGGUUAGAAAAUAUCGCCAGUGUCGCGGAUGUUGGGACGGGGACUGGAAUCUGGCUCCUCGACGCAAAAACCCAUCUAAUCACAUAUUCCCCAAACACAAACCCAUAUACCCUCCACGGCUUCGACAUCUCCGCCGCGCAGUUCCUCCCCUCACCCGAAACGCACGGACUCACGCUUUCGGUGCACGACAUCUUGCGCCCGUUCCCGAUCGCGCACCGGGAGAGAUAUGACCUCGUCCAUGUGCGCAUGCUUGUUUCGGCGCUCAAGGUUGAAGAGUAUGAGGUUGCGGUGCGGAAUUUGGUGGGGGUUUUGAAACCAGGCGGCUACCUCCAAUGGACAGACCUCGACUCCUCGCAUCUCUCCUCGGCACCCAGCGCCGCGGACCCCCGCGCGUCGCCACUAAUCACCUCGUGGCUGACGUUCCUCGAGUUGAACAACCUCUCCACCUGCCCGACAACUACUAUCGAGAACGCAUACACGCAUUCCAACGAGCUGCUCGAUAUAUCCAGUACGACGUAUCCCGUCGCCGGCCGUCCGGAACUGAGCGAAAGAGCGCAGAACUGGGAACUCCAGGCGUUUGCGGCGGUAAUGCCGCCUGUUUUGAGGGUUACAGGGCAGGCGAAGAGUCAGGUGGAGGCAGAGGAGAGGGCUAGGGAGGCUGUGAGCGGGGUCAAGGAGUUUUUUGCGGGGGGUGGGGAGGUGUUGGAUUUGAGGUUUGGGGUUGUUGUUGGGAGGAAGAGGGGUUUAUAG